AUGUCUCAACGCCGUGGCAUCGUCGAUUCCAUCCACGCUAAGGCCGGCGAGGUCGGAAAGGAAGACUUUGACAAGGCCAAAACUCUUGUUAAUGAUGCCGCGCGAAGUGGCUCAUACAUUUAUCCCAUCAAGGGUAUCGCCUACUUCAUCAGUCAUCGGGCACUAUGGAGACCGUUCUUGAGCAAGCUUGGGCCUACUCUCGCGCUCAGCGCUGGAGUCCUGGCAGGCAUGUUUGCAUUCACCUACCUGCCACAGCUCGCGGUGCUGGUCUUCGUGGAAGGGCCGCUUGCAGUCUUCUCGACCGUCCUACUUGUUCUCAAUGAGAGCUCCACACUUGUGUCGACCAUCUCAAAGACCUGGGUCCUCCAGGAGGCUCUCCUUGACACUUUCGACGGAACACUUGUAGCCAGAAACUCCACGGACCUGGUCAAGGGUGGCCGAGAGAUCAAAUCUGGCAGUGAUCCUAUUGCCAAGCUGGGCAAGAUUCUCAGGAGCCCUUUUGAGCGGUUCACUCCUAGUGCCCUGAUCAGAUACGUUAUGUAUCUACCCUUGAACUUCAUUCCUGUUGUGGGGACUAUCAUUUUUAUCACCUUGCAAGGACGAACACGUGGAAAGGGUGUCCAUGAUCGGUACUUCCAGCUGAAAGGCUGGAACAAAAGACAAAAGUCAGACUGGCUUCAGGAGCACGUUGGUCCGUAUACUGCCUUCGGUACUGUUGCUACUCUUCUUGAGAUGGUCCCCUUCGCCGGGAUUUUCUUCUCUUUCACCAAUGCAGUCGGGGCUGCCCUGUGGGCAGCGGACAUCGAAUCGAAGAGCACAUCCAUGACACGCACAACGGCACCGAGCCUGCGCGAGGCAGCUCGAGAGGCCGAGUAA
Messenger RNA from Diaporthe amygdali, 876 nucleotides. RefSeq lists its product as uncharacterized. Gene Ontology annotation, cellular component: lipid droplet; ascospore wall; prospore membrane. The record is from RefSeq and is a predicted model, not a curated record. The coding region runs from base 1 to 876 and encodes 291 amino acids. Lineage: Eukaryota; Fungi; Ascomycota; Sordariomycetes; Diaporthales; Diaporthaceae. The transcript has 5 exons.